CGACUCCCCAAACGACCUUGCAACGUCCUUCCUGCGAGAGUGUGUUGAUAGUGGCCAGCGGAAUCGGUCGUUUUGUGCGUGUUUCACCUCGUCUUCGCGCUCCAACACGACGCGACCAGUUUGCCGGCUUAUCACCAGGACGAGGUUGAUAGGAAUUUGCUAUCCUAAACUACCCCGAAAGUCAUCGAUUUUUUCGAUGGCUGCAGAAGCCACAGUUUCAACUCCCUUCUUGAAAGCCAGACCAGAAGAAAAAUCCACUUUUUCCCCAACUCAACAGAUCUAUUUGAAAAUGGCAUCCGAACAAGAUAAAUGUGGCCUCAGUUCAUUGCUUCUUCCAAUAUCAUGCCGAGACAGAGCCGAAGCUUUCGCUAGAAGCCUUCAGUCUCGUCUCAGUUCUUUGGGCUCAGACAGUUCGACGGAGGAGAGAAGCUGGUUGGGUUCUCACGAAAGCACAGUCGCUCUUACACAGCCCGUUCUCAAUCCCGACGCCGAACGGUAUUUGGCGCUGGACAUCCUGGAGUCGCCUUGCAGUCCACACGAAGAGAUCGAGGAGACCGAGGUGCACAAGCUGCUGAACAAAGAUCGGUUAAGGGAACCGAAUGGCGAGUGCCGGCUGCCCAAGUUGAACGAGAAUGAAGUAAAAUGUAAUGGGCAGACUAACGGCUUGGUCCCUCAUUAUUCUGGAGACAGUGACAGUGAGGUGUUCUACGACCUGGAUGAUGAUUCUUCGACUCAGCUUUAUACAAAUGGAUUCGCUCAUUCACAAGCCACGUCCAGUAGCAACACGUACGCCACUUCAUUGGAUUGCACACCGCAGCCUUCGGUCAGUGAUGAGCUGAGCACUUUGAGCCUGAAGGACGACAUCUCAUUGGUUGAGGCGGGCAGCAUCUGUGAAGACUGUGAGAAGAAUCGGGAGGAGGGCAAAGAUGCAACCUUAGAGACUGAUGUUAGCCACUUAGCAGUACCUGAAGGGCCGACGUUGGAGUGUCGCGCCGAUGCAAAAGAAGAGCCAGUUGAGGAGGCUGGUCCGAGUGACGAGCCGGACGAAGCAGCUGAUGGUGAAAACGAUAAUGAACCGAUACCGCGAGUUCGGAGAUGUUCCUCUUUGAAGACCGGCAAAACACCCCCGGGGACUCCGGGCAGGAAGAAAAUUGUGAGAUUUGCAGAUGUGCUGGGUCUCGAUCUGGCGGACAUUCGGACGUUUUUAGAUGAAGUCCCCAAAGUUCCCAAGUCGGCGUACAACGACCUCAGCGACGUCGAUCUGUCCGAUUCAUCGGACAUUUGUCCAGUUAGUCACGGUAUCCAGUUCCAUGGCAUCAGAGCGGAACGCAUCUUGGUGCCUCUGUUCGAGCAGCCGUCCGGACUGCCCAAUUUCCUGGAUCUAGUCAGAGACCAGCAGGUGUGUCUCGAAAAUGCCUUAGUAGAAGAUCCGAUUCUAUUUUUGAUAAAAGGAACAGUUCGCGUUCGCAACUUAGACUUCCACAAAUCUGUACAUAUCCGAUAUAGCAUAGACUCUUGGAGCACAUAUGCCGACGUCCAGGCGACGUACCUCAACAACUCUUGCGACGGCUUUUCGGACAGGUUUUCCUUUAGAAUUUACGCGCACACUUUGACGAUUGGCCAGAAGAUCGAGUUUGCCUGUCGAUUUCAGUGCAAAGGGUGCCAAUAUUGGGACAGUAAUGGAGGACGAAACUACUGCUUCCAUUGCUUACCUGUCGCUUCCAACAACACCACAACCCCGGUCUUAAUCAAUCUUGGACAUGCGGAUUGGGGUGCCAGCUUUUAUUAGUUAACGACAAAAAACCACAAGAGAAAAGGUUCGCAAUGAAAACCCCGAUAUUAAUCUAGUAAUUUUGCUGCGCGGCCAAUUCGAAUCCUCUGGGCCAUCCGAAGAAGCCUCAUUUUUUGUACUUGAGACGCAAAACGAUCCAAUCGAAAUGGAUAAAUAAUCAAAAUCAGGAAAAAAGAAAAAAUAGUGGAAGAAAAAACGCCCAAACCAGCCACGCUACUAAUUCUGUUUCUGUUUUUAUAUUUAGAGACAUAUAUUUUACGACAUAGUAUUUUUAUAUCAAACAAUGUCCAGACAUGGGAUGGAUAAAUUGUUUUUGCCACUUCUGGUUUGUGAUUAGUUGCGGUGUUUUUACUGUUAAUGGUGAGUAUCAAAAUUGGACAAAGAGACAGACAAGUUUUGUUGCAAAAGAAUAACACACAAGCCUUAAGAAAUAGUAAUUAGUAACUGAAAGUUAGUCAGUCCGAAAGCCCCAAAGACACAAACAUUUUAAUUAUGAGUCUUUUUUCGAAGUUUGAGGGUUUAAAUAUCCGGCAAUUAGUCCAAUUUUGCGUACUGUAAAACGUCUGUUAGUUUAGAAUUUUAAUUUUUAAAACGCUAUUUAAAUAUCCGAUCUGCUUUAAAAUUACAUUCAAGGUGAAGAUAAAAACCUGCUGACUUUUUCAGGUUUGAAUGCUUCAGCACUGGUUUGAAGGCAAAGUCCUGUUAUAUCAUUUACGUAGAACUUUGCUGUUCAUUUUACAAAUUUUUGUUUGUUAAUUAUUAUGUAUUCUUUUUAUUUUUUUCGUGAAUAUUAUGUAAAUACUACAUGUAAAAAGUCAUGGUGUUAUAAAGUACCUAAAUGCUCUACUUUUUUAAAUUCAGUGUGCAAACAGUGUUUAUAUUUUUCGCAAACUGUUCUGUCUUCCAGCAUCUUCUUGCAUAUUUUGUUUUUCUCCUGAAGGACUGCUAUAUGAAAAUCUGCAGGCAACUUGAAAGGAUUGGCAAAAGCAGACAAAAAAUUCACUUUUUUGUUUUUUUUUGCCAGAAUUCCUUCAGAUUGUUUGCAGAUGCGUUCUCUCCAGUCAGUAUCUACACUGUAGUAGCAUAAAAAAAUGGGUGAGAUGAAACUGUUUGCUGGUUUUAGAUAACGAUUGUUGAUUUAUUCAUUACAACAAAUAAGAUGUCUUUUAUUAGAACAUUUAGGAUAUAAUACUAAAGUAUCGUCAAUAAAUGCACCAGAAAGUAUUAUGAACACAAAGAAAUCAAUAACAAACAACAGAAAAAUAUAUUUUUAAACGGAUUAGAAUUUAGUAGAUAAGGCUAUUUGAACUAUGAAACUAGAAAAGACCUAAACAUUGUUAUUGUGGGUGAUGUAAAUAUUGUUCAGGGAAAUGGUGCUGGAGUUGGCAACUAAAUGAGAUUGUAUUCGGUAAGAAAAGGCUGUGAAAGAGACAACGUCGUUGUAAAUAACCUGAACUGAUAAUCGAUUAUUUUCAUAUGCUCAAAUUCCUUAAAUAAUGUAGAAAAUUAAAACGCCCGUUGUUAUAUCAGAUUUUUAUAUAGACAGAAUAUGGCCGCGGCCACGAUGUUAAAAUGAGCGGCAGGUUGUAGAUCAAAUGUAUAUCUUUAGCAGAAAAAUAAAUUUAGUACCUUU
This is a messenger RNA of Dendroctonus ponderosae (mountain pine beetle), 3425 nucleotides long. RefSeq names its product glycogen-binding subunit 76A (gene Gbs-76A). Gene Ontology annotation, molecular function: glycogen binding; protein phosphatase 1 binding. NCBI's taxonomy places the organism in Eukaryota, Metazoa, Arthropoda, Insecta, Coleoptera, Curculionidae. Bases 197 to 1789 code for a protein of 530 amino acids. The transcript is spliced from 4 exons. Gene Ontology annotation, cellular component: protein phosphatase type 1 complex. Gene Ontology annotation, biological process: regulation of glycogen biosynthetic process. The record is from RefSeq and is a predicted model, not a curated record.